AGUGAAUUUCCUGAUUUCUGUUGAUCAUCCUUUCGUAACAUUUAUCUCCUUCUCAAUUACGCAAUACAUUUCCUGCUUUCAACACGCAGACAAAAUGGUCAACAUAAACCUUAUCCGCAAGUCCAACUUGGCUUUCAAACUCUCAGGCCAUGUAUCGAGUCUGGUAGCUGUAUUCGUCGGGGCCACUUCUGGCAUAGGCCUAGGUACCUUGAAGCAAUACGCGAAGUACGCCCAAGGAGGAAAAGCAUAUAUCAUUGGUCGAUCAAAGAGCGCCGCGCAACCACUUCUGGACGAACUCAAGGAGUCAAACCCAACGGGAACCUUUGAGUUCAUAGAAACGGAAAUCUCCCUCAUCAAGAAUGUCGAUCUGGCCUGUGAUCAGAUCAAAACGAAAGAGAAGAAGGUCGAUAUUUUGUUCAUGUCACCUGGUUUUCUCGCAUGGGGAGGCAGAAUUGAAUCCGCUGAAGGAAUCGAUGUUCCACAUGCUCUUCGCUAUUACUCGAGAUUGCGAUUCGUCUAUAAUUUACUUCCCCUGCUCACUGAAAGCCCCUCGCCAAGGGUCAUCUCCAUCCUAGCUGGAGGAAAAGAGUCGGCGAUCGACAUCAAUGAUCUUGAAGUCCAUAAUGAUUUCACAUUUGCAAAAGCGGCUGCGAAUGGCACCACUCAAACGACACUCGCAUUUGAGGAACUGGCAAAAUCGUACCCCUCGAUUACCUUCAUCCAUAAAUACCCAGGCUUCGUCGACACCGGCGUAAUCGGCCGAUUCCUGAGUACAGUCACAGGCCCGAUGGCGAUACCCGCUACGAUUGCAAAGUGGGCAGUCUUGCCCAUUGUGAAUUGGUUCUCUACGACCAUUGACGAAGCUGGGGAGAGGGGGCUGUUCCUUGGAACGAGUGCUAGAUUUCCACCAUCGAACCCAAAGACGGACUUUGUUGGCGUGGAGCUGCCGCAAGGGGUUGAGGUGGCUAGUGCUUCCGUUGUUAAGGAUGGUGUGGGUAAUGGUGUCUAUCGGUUGGGGCCACUUGAUGACAGUGCACCUGAUGGAGAUGUGUUGCCUGGAUACAGGCUUGAUGAUGUGGGGAAGAGAGUCUGGGAGGAGACUCAAGCUCUUUGGGAUCGGUGUCUCUCAAGAGCAGCAUGAGUGACGGGGAGAAAGCUGUGGGAUUUCGGGAAAAGUAUUAAGCAGCGGUAUGGUAUACUAGAGUUUUGGAUUUUCGGGAGGCAUCAUCCUGUGGGAAGGCGCUCGGUAGCAUAAUGUUCAGAGGAUUUCUGGGGUCUUUAACCCAGGUCAGAAGAAAUGAAGUGUGGGACUUGUACUUGUGAAUUUGCAUAUUCGAAACGCCAUAACCCUGACUGAUGCCAACAACAUCACUAGUCAUAUUCUUUCCCGAA
Hyaloscypha bicolor E is the source of this 1392-nucleotide messenger RNA. RefSeq lists its product as uncharacterized. NCBI's taxonomy places the organism in Eukaryota, Fungi, Ascomycota, Leotiomycetes, Helotiales, Hyaloscyphaceae. The record is from RefSeq and is a predicted model, not a curated record. Gene Ontology annotation, biological process: secondary metabolic process. The transcript has 3 exons. Bases 95 to 1141 code for a protein of 348 amino acids.